CGCUUCGCGACCAUUAUGGAGGGCGCUCUGCUGGCAGCAUGGCCUUUGUUUACGCCUGGGGUCUGUUCUUGGCAUGGUACUCAUAUAAAGCUUAGUCCUAUUACCUCCCAUACUCUCCAUCCGGGUUUUGACAAUCCAGUCACAUCUUUAACUUUUUCUCUCCUUACAGCCAGUCUGUUGGACGUUUCUGUCUGUUGCUCCCAUUCGAUCCGUCUGAAUCAAAACUCAGAACUACUUGAAAACUCUAUCACGCUCUCAAGUACCCUUUCAGCGCGCUUUACUCCCGCAUCUAUCAUCGCAGGACGAUCUCUGUUAUUACCACCCAUUCAAUCUUUCUAAUCGUUUUUACAAUCAUGACUGCUACAUCCAGCCUUUCCGUCACUCUCGCUCAGGCUAUCGCCUACCUCACUCGUCCUCUCAUACUUACGCACCCUGCUGUGACCAUCAUCAGGCUUCAGCUCGCCCUUGAGGCAAACUUAACUGCACUCUUCGCCCCUACAUGGGUUCCCAAGGAACCCCUUCGUGGUUCUGGCCGGCGUUGCCUCACCCUCUCCCCUACUUGCCUCCCUCCACGUGCCAUCUAUGCCGCGUGCCUCGCAUCCGGUGUCCAGUGGUUCGACUGGAUUGCGGCGAUGGGCAGCCGUGAGUUCGACUUCUUUGUCGAUCCAGGAUGCAUCUCCGUGCGGUUCGGGAAGGGCACCAAGCUCAUCACGGUCUGGUCAGAGGAGAUGAUGGUUGAGACCAUGUCCAUGACGCACCAUACGCAUUUCAGCCAGCUGCCAUCCAAGUCUAAGACACUUGCCCAGCAGCUCGUGGAGAAUGACCGCUCAGAUGACGAAGAACUUUUCGCCUUGAUCGCUGACGAAGUCAGUGCGCCCACUUGGAUGACCCCUGUCCUUGAUCGCUUCCCUGCUCCUCCACGUUCUGAAUCACCGCUCUCUGCUAUAUCUACCGAUUCGUGCUCUAGCUAUCGCUCGUCCGACUCGGACUCCUGCUCCUCUGCGACGACCGCCUAUACCUUGUCCUCUAAGAGCGACUCGCAGUCAUCCCAACUCUCCCGUCGCGAGAGGGCCAGGCAGGCUCGUGUCUUUAUUGACACCUCCAAGACUGAAGUCACCCCUUACGACGGUGGCAAGACUACUGUCCUCACCGGUGGUGUGAUGCUAGGUGCACCUUGCAAAGGCAAGAGCAGCCAGUCUGCUCCUGCUUGGCGCCGUGUAUAAGCUUGCCUCCUUUGAUCACUUGAAGUUCCUUUACGAGAUCGGACUAUUUUGCCUGUACGCCUAUUCAUGCCCCCAAAAAACCACGAACAACAAUCCGGACAGUCUUCUACCAUACCACACCAUUUAACGUCUACCAUACCAUUUGCUUUGCAUUUAUUACUUUUGCUUUCGGAUCGAGUGUAGCAUUUUCAGACAUGGCUUUCAACUUUGCAGUUUUAUUUGCUAUCGAUUUCCUGUGCAUUCUAGGUACCAUAGCUUUCUUGUAAUUUUAUCACGAUAAGCGCCA
Molecule: messenger RNA, 1509 nt
Organism: Suillus clintonianus
Lineage: Eukaryota; Fungi; Basidiomycota; Agaricomycetes; Boletales; Suillaceae
Exons: 3
Coding region: 354-1223 (289 amino acids)
Biological process (GO): negative regulation of mitotic cell cycle; negative regulation of cell population proliferation
Cellular component (GO): cytoplasm; nucleus
Source: RefSeq, a predicted model, not a curated record